AUGAAUUUUGCUUCAGAUAACGUCUCAGCCAUUCAUCCAAAGAUUCUUGAAGCCAUCGUAGAAGGUAACAAAGGUACAGAUAAUUCAUAUGGUGGCGAUUCAUCAACAGCAGCCUUAAAAGACAGACUUAAAGAAGUUUUUGAACAUGACCUUGUUUACUAUUUCGCUUCCACAGGCACAGCAUCAAACUGCCUUGCAUUAUCAGCAUUCUGCCCACCAUACGGUACAAUUCUUUGUUCCGAUUCUGCUCAUAUUCUUACAGAUGAAUGCACAGCACCAUCAUUCUUUACAGGUGGCGGCCGUCUUAUGCACAGAUCAAAAUCCCCAUCCAAGUUCGAUCCGAAAUUAAUAUCAGAAACAGUAAAUGCCGCUAAAGGAUUACAUCCACAUGCUGGAAAGCCAACAGUUGUUUCAAUCGCUCAAACAACAGAACUCGGUCAAGUAUACACACUCGCUGAACUCAAAGAAAUCUGCGAUGAAGCUCACAAGUACGGACUUAAGGUUCAUAUGGAUGGAGCUAGAUUCGCUAAUGCUUUAGUCAAUCUUAACUGCACACCAGCUGAAAUGUCAUGGAAAGUUGGCGUAGAUGUACUUACAUUUGGCGCUACAAAGAAUGGCGGACUUCUUGGCGAAUUAAUUAUUUUCUUCAACCCAAGCGAUGCAGAAAACUUCGAUUUCCUCCACAAACGUUCUGGCCAACUUAUGUCUAAGACAAGAUUCUUCGCUAUGCAAAUGCUUGCUUAUUUGAAGGAUGAUCUUUGGCUCGAACUCGCAAGACAUUCAAACGCUAUGGCCAAGCGUUUAGCUGAUGGAGUUAAGGAUAUCCCAUCUGUUAAACCAUGGCUUCCUCUUAAUACAAACGAAUUCUUCAUUAUUAUUCCAAAGGAACUUGCUGACAAAUUAUACGAGAAAGGAGUUCACUUCUACGAUUGGGAUCUUAGCAUCUCAUUAUAUCGCUGGGUUACAUCUUGGCAGACAACAGAACAAGAUGUCGACGAUUUCGUCGCCCUUAUCAAGACUUACAGUAAUUUUAUAAAUAAAGAUAUUAGCAGAUAG
Messenger RNA from Trichomonas vaginalis G3, 1056 nucleotides. Its product is annotated as L-threonine aldolase-related family. NCBI's taxonomy places the organism in Eukaryota, Parabasalia, Trichomonadida, Trichomonadidae. Gene Ontology annotation, biological process: L-threonine catabolic process; glycine biosynthetic process. The coding region runs from base 1 to 1056 and encodes 351 amino acids. Gene Ontology annotation, molecular function: L-allo-threonine aldolase activity. Gene Ontology annotation, cellular component: cytosol. The transcript has a single exon. The record is from RefSeq and is a predicted model, not a curated record.